AAACAUGGAUUUUUAAAAAAUAUUUUAUGCUGCACUGACCCAAUAAAAGGUAUAUUCUUUGAAAAACAAAAGGUUACCUACUGCAGCUUUAAAUCAAAACCUCCAGUCUAAACAAACACUCAGUAGACUACAAAUGAGACACACGCUCUGCGCAAGUGUGGCGCAGUCAGUGCCCUCCUGAGCUCGACCAUGCUCACAGAGCAGAAGUACUUGCAUGCAGCUGGCCACCGCCUCGCAUUGCGCUACUCUGCAGAGACUAUGUAGACCUGCUCACAGUAAAGACACUAUGAUGGCCACUCGCCGCGUGCAUGCGCUAACAUAGCACUAUUCAUACCGACAAAUAUGAAUCAUGCAUCUGACGCUUCUCUUCAUUUUGCUCGUGAGCAUCUUCGUUUCCGGGUUGCAGUCUGUAACGACAGCGCCGCGCGUGGAGAAUGAGUCUGCUGGGGAUGCUGUGUCAGUGCGGGUGGAGCAGGAUGCCACUGCACCACCUUCCACACACAAUGGGAGCACCCAGGAGGCUGAACACACCAUCACAUAUCCAUCUCGCCUCAUUUACUACCUUAACGAGGAAUCUGAGAGCACUUACCAUAACCUGAACACUCAGACCAAGAUCCCGGGCCAGCAGGGCCAGGUAGUCCAUUUGGCUCAAGCCAGUUUUCAGCUUGAGGCUUUUGGAUCCAGAUUCAUACUAGACCUCAUAUUAAACAAUGACCUACUAUCCUCCGAUUAUGUGGAGAUUCACUAUGAGGAAGGAAAACCUAUCAUGUCUAAGGGUGGAGAGCACUGUUAUUACCGUGGCCAGGUGAGAGGGAAUGUGGCAUCUCGUGUAGCCCUGUCAACUUGUGACGGCUUGCAUGGCAUGUUUGAUGAUGGCGUUUAUGUGUAUUUUAUUGAGCCUAUGAAACACUCGAUUGAUGGUGCCGCUAGACCCCACAGACUGCAGAGGAUGGCCAGCUUUCUAAGCCCUCAUGACCCCAAGGAUGCAGAUGAGGAGGGCCAGCUGGAUGACAUGGCUUGGCUGCAGCGCAGGAAAAAGCGUGCUAUGCCAAGAAAUGUGUUUGAGGAGAUGAAGUAUAUCGAACUCAUGAUUAUCAGUGACCACAAUAUGUUUAAAAGACAGAAGACCAAGCAGCAAACCCGGAACUUUGCGAAGUCAGUGGUCAAUCUGGUGGAUGCUGUCUUUACAGAACAAUUGAACACACGUGUGGUCCUGGUUGCUAUGGAAAUAUGGACAGACAAGGACCAUAUUCCAAUCGGAGUGAUGCCAUUGGACAUGCUGCGAGACUUCGCAAAAUACCGACAGCAGCACAUAAAACAGCAUGUAGAUGCAGUGCACCUGUUCUCUAAUGUGACGUUUCACUACCGUCAGAGCAGCGCUGCAUUCUUCGGAGGCAUGUGUUCACUCAGCCGUGGGGUUGGAGUGAACGAGUAUGGAUCUGCAUGGACUGUGGCUGUCUCACUGUCCCAGAGUCUGGCUCAGAACUUAGGCAUUCAAUGGGAUCCUGCAUACAGCAAGAAUAAGGAGUGUGGCUGUGUUGACUCAUGGGUGGGUUGCAUCAUGGAGGACACAGGAGUGCAGCACCCACGAAGGUUUUCUAAGUGUAGUAUUUCAGACUAUAAAGAGUUCCUUCUGAAAGGUGGAGGUUCGUGCCUAUUCAAUAGGCCCAACAAGCUUUUUGAGCCGACUGAGUGUGGGAAUGGCUACGUGGAGGUGGGAGAGGAGUGUGACUGCGGUGUAAGAGCUGGAUGCUAUAAGGAAUGCUGCAAAAAGUGUUCUUUGUCAAAUGGAGCACACUGUAGUGAUGGGCCUUGCUGCAACAGCACCUGCCUGUUUUACCCAAGAGGCUUCAGUUGUCGCUAUGCAGUGAAUGACUGUGAUAUUUCAGAGACCUGCUCAGGAGACUCUGGACAGUGCCCUCCUAACCUCCACAAACAGGAUGGCUCAUUAUGCCAUCUUGACCAGGGACGCUGCUAUAGUGGAGAGUGUAAGACCAGAGAAAACCAAUGCAAAUAUGUGUGGGGUCCAAAAUCUGGGGGGUCAGAGAAGUUCUGCUAUGAGAAGUUGAACACAGAAGGAUCUGAGAAAGGGAACUGUGGGGAAGAUGGAGAGAAAUGGAUCCAAUGUGGAAAGCACGAUGUGUUCUGUGGGUAUCUGCUGUGCACUAAUGUUGGGCCAAUACCCCGCAUCGGAAGAAUAAAGGGAGAGAUCACGCCCAUAUCCUUUAACCACCAGGGCCGACUGAUUGAAUGCAGUGGCGGUCAUGUGUUAUUGGAUGAUGACACUGAUCUGGGUUACGUGGAGGAUGGGAUGCCAUGUGGGCCAUCCAUGAUGUGCCUUGACCGUAAAUGUCUGCCCAUCCAAUUCUUCAACAUGAGUGCCUGUCCUACCGGGCCCAACGGCCGCAUCUGCUCAAACCAUGGGGUUUGCAAUAAUGAGGCGACAUGUACGUGUGAUGUGACAUGGGCGGGGACUGACUGCAGCAUACCCGACCCUCCUAAACAGCCCGCUUCCAAUGAAGACGAAGAACCACGGGGACCUAGUGCCACCAACCUGAUCAUUGGCUCCAUCGCUGGAGCCAUCCUGGUGGCAGCCAUAGUGCUGGGAGGGACAGGCUGGGGCUUUAAAAACGUCAAAAAGCGAAGGUAUGAUCCAAACGCAUCCGCCAUCUAGUGGAGAAAAUGGAUGGUGAUCCUCCAAAGCUUCUUAAGUAAUCUACAGCUGGACUACAAUUUUUGCUGCUCUUUCUGACAUUAGUUAUAAAUAUAAUAUAA
Messenger RNA from Ictalurus furcatus (blue catfish), 2775 nucleotides. RefSeq names its product disintegrin and metalloproteinase domain-containing protein 23 (gene adam23b). The transcript has 26 exons. Gene Ontology annotation, biological process: proteolysis. Gene Ontology annotation, cellular component: presynaptic membrane. The coding region runs from base 350 to 2674 and encodes 774 amino acids. Lineage: Eukaryota; Metazoa; Chordata; Actinopteri; Siluriformes; Ictaluridae. Gene Ontology annotation, molecular function: metalloendopeptidase activity. The record is from RefSeq and is a predicted model, not a curated record.